AUGCACAUCAGUCACAUUCUCUCCGCCGUCAACCACCCUCAAUCUAACGGACAAGCUGAGAGAAUGGUCGACUCCGUAGUAAAAAGAGCUACCGCAAAAAAUCCUUCCAACUGGAGGAAAGAACUUCAAGACUUUCUUUACAGUUACAGAUAUACACCUUGCUCCGCAACCUCAAAUGGAAGAUCUUCAGCCGAAUUAAUGUUUGGCAGACGUAUUACCUCUCCUUUCACCAAAUUACUUCUUAAACUACCAGUACCCCCAUCCACUUUUCCAAACAAUCUCACGCAGAAACAGUUGGAGAUGCAACAACAAUUCGAACAUCAUCACGGAGCUCGUCACAUAACUCUCAAUUUGGGAGACCGAGUCCUCGUGGCACUAAAAGACAAACGCGAACAGGGAUACAUCAAGAACAUCUUAUCGAAUACACGCUAUCUAAUACUACUGGACAGUGGCAGGUCGGUCGAACGACACAUUAACCACAUUUGGAUAGGAGGUAGCGCCCCGGCGAAUCCUGAUUCUUUAACCUCAGAUGACUGGACCCACUACGAGCCUGAACCGGUACAGAACCCAGCGGAGCCCCGACCUGGUAUCCCGGCUCUUCCACAAGGAAACCUUUAUCCAGGACCCGCCCCUAGCGAAACUCCAGCCAGGCCUUUCCGUCAUAGAGUCCAACCACGGAGGCUCGUUCUGGAUCCUAAGGCAAAGUCCUAUACUCAGCUGUAG
Trachymyrmex septentrionalis is the source of this 723-nucleotide messenger RNA. RefSeq lists its product as uncharacterized. Gene Ontology annotation, molecular function: nucleic acid binding. Lineage: Eukaryota; Metazoa; Arthropoda; Insecta; Hymenoptera; Formicidae. The record is from RefSeq and is a predicted model, not a curated record. The coding region runs from base 1 to 723 and encodes 240 amino acids. The transcript has a single exon.